Messenger RNA from Physella acuta, 1124 nucleotides. RefSeq lists its product as uncharacterized. Gene Ontology annotation, biological process: S-methylmethionine cycle. Gene Ontology annotation, molecular function: S-adenosylmethionine-homocysteine S-methyltransferase activity; zinc ion binding. The record is from RefSeq and is a predicted model, not a curated record. NCBI's taxonomy places the organism in Eukaryota, Metazoa, Mollusca, Gastropoda, Physidae.
CGUCAUCAGACAUCAAGUUCUAUUCUAGAGAAGUAGGCGUAGUGGCUAAACCGUAUGGUUUUAGAAAAAAAAAUGAAUUUGAUGGAGAAAAAAGUUGUUCUUCUCGAUGGAGGUACAGGCAUGGCGCUCGUACAAAUGGGUCAUUCAUUUAUAAACGAUGACCCUUUAUGGUCAGCCAUAGUUGUUGCAUCACAUCCCGAGGAUCUUAUCAAGCUUCAUACAGACUAUUUUAAGGCAGGCGCUGACGUUGUUUUAUCAGCUACCUACCAAGCAUCGAUAGAAGGUUAUCAAAAAAGACUGAACAUAUCAAGACAGGAAGCAGUUGAUCUUCUUAAAAAAGGAAUUGAUCUAGUUAAAGUUGCAAGGGAUGCAGUACAGAAUAUGACAGGCUAUCGUGGCGCAGUAGCUGCUUCAGUCGGCCCUUAUGGUGCCACACUUUGUGACAGAUCUGAAUACCAUGGUCGCUAUGCUGAUUCAAUGACCAAAGAGGAUUUAUGUAAAUGGCAUCUUCCUCGUCUGCAAGCGUUGAUUGAUGCUGAGCCUGACUUUUUGAUGGUGGAAACCAUUCCGGUUGUAAAGGAAGCUGAAGCGAUUCUUGACUGUCUUAAGCAGUUUCCUAACAUGAAAGCUUGUGUUACAUUUCAGUGUAAGGACGAUCAGAUGACCGCACACGGAGAAUUAAUUACGGAUGCUGUUUCAGCUGUGGUACAAAGUUCGGCCGUUUUGGGAGUUGGAGUAAACUGUGUCCAUCCGGACUAUGUGUUGCCACUUGUUCAGAAAAUAUCCACCCUCAAACUCAAUAUUCCAAUCAUAGUCAAACCCAACGGUGGACUCUUUAAACACGAUGGAAGGUCUAAAUCUAAAGACAACAUAUCAGACUAUGCUGAGGAAUGGUUAGAGGCUGGAGCUCGCUGGAUAGGAGGAUGCUGUCAUAUAUACCCCUCCGAUAUCGCUUUGCUGAAGAAAACUAUAGAAACCACCUUCAAUAGUCAGGAGAUAUUAACUGAUCCGUUGAACAGAAUUUAAAACAUUGUCUUAAGUCUGAUUAAUUUUCAAACGUUUUAUAUAAACGGUUUUUAUUUGGGUUAUUUUAGAGAAUUGCAGUAAAAUUGUUUUUAUAACAG